AUGUUCCGGCAAAUUGCGCUCCUGUCGGUGGCACUGCCGGCGAUGGCCCUUGCCGGCGGCGACACGUACUUCGCCGGUGAAGGCACGUCCUACACGCUGGGCCAGGUGUCGGCCGGCAACUGCAAUUUCAUGUACGACCCCGGCGUGGGCGACUACUACGCGGCGCUCAACAGCGAGCAAUGGGACUCGACACUCAACUGCGGCCGGUGCGCCGAGGUCUCGUGCGCCGACUCGCGCUGCAGCGACACGAGCAGCACCGUGACGGUCUUCAUCGUGGACAAGUGCCCCGAGUGCAGCCAAGGCGACCUGGACCUGUCCCCGACCGUGUUCAAGCAGCUCACGGGCAGCGACCCGUCCCGGUACAGCAUCAGGUGGAAGUUCGUGGACUGCCCCGUGAGCGGCAACGUGCAGUACUGCACCAAGAGCGGCAGCAGCAGCUCGUGGCUGGCCGUGCAGCCCGCCAACUUUGCCAACGGCGUGGCGAGCAUGAAGAUCGCCAACCAGGACGUGACCAUGGUGGACUCGUGCUACUACUUCCUGCUCAACGGCGGCUCGAACGUCGACAUGUCGGCGGUGGACAUCGAGCUCACGUCCAUCUCGGGGGAGACCAUCACCGAGACGCUGUCGCUCACGGCCGACAAGUGCACUGACGGCACUGCGUCUCAGUCUCAGACCCAGCAGCAGAGCGACGUGAACAGCUUCGAUACUCUCAAGUCCGGCAGCUUAGGCAGCUACACGGCUGGAAAGGUGACUGCCGCGAACGAGUCUUCGAGUGGUGUGUCAAUCCUCCAGUCUUCUGCGGCCGGCGUCGAAAAGACCCCUACCAGCCAGGAGGAGAACGGCGAAUCUGACAGCACGGCACAAAAGGCGGGAUCGGACGACACGAAGCAGGCGAACACCAAGACCGAGGCGACUUCUGGCGGCACGAGCCCGGUCAUCGUGGCUCUCGUGGUGCUGGCGGUUGUGGGCGGCAUCGUCCUGGCCGCUGUGGCCUACGUUACCAAGAAGAAGAAACUGGACGACAAACGCAUCGACCGCGAUGAAGCUGCGAUUCGCUCCUUCGACACGUUCAGUUCGCCUGUGCGUAUCAACUCGACGAUCGCCCAGAUCUAA
This is a messenger RNA of Phytophthora sojae, 1113 nucleotides long. RefSeq lists its product as hypothetical. The record is from RefSeq and is a predicted model, not a curated record. Lineage: Eukaryota; Oomycota; Peronosporomycetes; Peronosporales; Peronosporaceae. The transcript is spliced from 2 exons. Bases 1 to 1113 code for a protein of 370 amino acids.